ACCCUCAUCUCCUGAAAACAGCCAUCCCCUAAGCGAUCAGCAACUGCCACACACACACACACACACACACACACACACCACCACAACAACAACAAAAUAAAACAGAAGGGGGGGAAGCAGUCCCCCCAGAAGCCCAGCCCAGCACUGAGACCUCUCGGGAUGUGUCUGCUUCCCCCUCUAGUCGGUGUGUUACAUUCCUGAAGAACGAAAGCUCAGGCCAGCUGAGCCGCACCACUAAAACUUUAAGAAGACUUUCUGGGCGGGGGGUGAGUCCCCCCCCCCUUCCCCCUUUUCCCUGUCGGAGCAAAAGAUUUCUCCGUUGUCGUUGCAGCCCGGGGCUGGGGAGGAGAGCCCUGCGCCUUAACGGAGGAAGAAGACGCGUCUGCUGCAGCGCGCGGGACUUCGCUUCGCUCGGCCCAGAAAAGGGGGUGGCCCGGCUUUGAUUUGUGUGUCUGUUUGAAACCCAACCGCCCCAGACUGACUCCGGAAUGGCAACUUUACCCGGGACAGUUCCCAGAAUGAUGCGCCCCGCGCCGGGACAGAACUACCCGCGCACUGGGUUUCCUUUGGAAGUGUCGACUCCUCUGGGCCAGGGCCGAGUGAACCAGCUCGGCGGGGUGUUUAUUAAUGGCAGGCCCUUGCCAAACCAUAUCCGCCACAAGAUAGUGGAGAUGGCCCACCACGGCAUCAGACCCUGCGUGAUCUCCAGGCAGCUGCGAGUCUCCCAUGGCUGCGUCUCCAAAAUCCUUUGCAGGUAUCAGGAGACCGGCUCCAUCCGCCCCGGAGCAAUCGGAGGGAGCAAACCCAGGCAGGUUGCCACUCCCGACGUGGAAAAGAAAAUCGAGGAGUACAAGAGAGAGAAUCCAGGGAUGUUUAGCUGGGAAAUCCGAGAUAGACUCCUGAAAGAUGGGCACUGUGACAGGAGCACUGUUCCCUCAGUGAGUUCGAUUAGCCGAGUGCUAAGAAUCAAGUUCGGGAAGAAAGAGGAAGAGGAGGAUUGCGACAAGAAGGAGGAAGACGGGGAGAAAAAAGCCAAGCACAGCAUAGACGGGAUUUUGGGCGACAAAGGUAACAGGCUGGAUGAAGGCUCAGAUGUUGAGUCUGAACCGGACCUACCCUUGAAACGCAAGCAGCGCCGCAGCCGGACCACCUUCACAGCCGAGCAGCUGGAGGAGCUGGAGAAGGCCUUUGAGAGAACCCACUACCCAGAUAUCUACACACGAGAGGAGCUAGCCCAGAGGACCAAACUCACAGAGGCCCGAGUACAGGUGUGGUUCAGUAACCGAAGAGCCAGGUGGCGCAAGCAAGCAGGAGCCAAUCAGCUGGCAGCUUUUAAUCACCUGUUGCCAGGGGGCUUUCCGCCAACUGGAAUGCCGACUCUACCACCCUACCAGCUGCCAGAUUCCACCUACCCAACCACCACUAUUUCCCAAGAUGGGAGCAGCACCGUGCACCGACCCCAGCCCUUGCCACCAUCCACCAUGCACCAGGGAGGGCUGGCAGCUGCUGCCGCCGCUGAUACCAGUUCUGCCUAUGGGGCCCGACACAGCUUCUCCAGCUACUCGGACAGUUUCAUGAACCCUGCAGCUCCCGCCAAUCACAUGAACCCUGUCAGCAACGGCCUCUCUCCACAGGUGAUGAGCAUCCUAAGCAACCCGAGCGGCGUUCCACCGCAGCCCCAGGCUGAUUUCUCCAUCUCUCCCCUCCACGGUGGUUUGGACACCACCAACUCCAUCUCCGCCAGCUGCAGCCAGCGGAGCGACUCCAUCAAGUCUGUUGACAGCCUCCCCACCUCGCAGUCCUACUGCCCUCCCACCUACAGCACCACUGGUUAUAGCGUGGACCCCGUGGCCAGCUACCAGUACGGACAGUACGGACAAACUGCUGUCGACUAUUUGGCCAAGAAUGUCAGCCUGUCUACACAGCGCAGGAUGAAGCUGGGAGAACAUUCAGCUGUGCUGGGCCUCCUACCAGUAGAGACAGGCCAGGCUUACUGAAGAGUCCAUCUGUGCCAACAACCCACUCCAGCAAUCUGGUACCACCGGAGAAAACACCACCAGCAGCCUUCCAGGGUUCCACCUCUGCCCAGACCCCGCUCCUUUCCAAAUCCCCACCACUCUGCACCAACGCAAGACGUGAAGGAGAUGGGAAAGAGGGGGGAAGGCUCUCCAUGUAUCCAGUUCCUUACCAAGCACUCUUCUAAGACGCCAAUCCAGCCUCUUUAACCGUGACUCUUUCUGUGGCCAGAGACAAUGGGUUGGAUACAUUUAUUAACCCUAAUGUUCAUGCUCUCCCUCCAGCCCACCUGGUCAGCUUGGCAUACUGCCCACACUUAAUGACUUUCCAUUGAUCUCGGUAGUUGGCACAGUCAACGCUGAAUUUCUUUUUCCAUUGUAAAAUAUAUAUUUUUAUUUUCCCCCCUUCUUUUUUAUUGUAGUAACUUGGUGGACGUUGUAUAGAAGGAGUAACCAAGCUGAUCACUAAGGGUGAUGUCAUUCGGGACCAAAAGACCUUUGGACCAAAUAUAAGAAGGUGUUUAAAAAACAAAUGAAAGUUACAGCAAACCUGUCCACCCCCCACGCUGCUGAUAGGAUCCCGUAGCAAGG
Molecule: messenger RNA, 2606 nt
Organism: Chelonia mydas (Green sea turtle)
Lineage: Eukaryota; Metazoa; Chordata; Testudines; Cheloniidae
Gene: PAX7
Product: paired box 7
Exons: 9
Coding region: 489-1997 (502 amino acids)
Biological process (GO): anatomical structure development; regulation of transcription by RNA polymerase II
Molecular function (GO): DNA-binding transcription factor activity, RNA polymerase II-specific; RNA polymerase II cis-regulatory region sequence-specific DNA binding
Source: RefSeq, a predicted model, not a curated record